AUGGCAGCCGCUACGCUCCCUUCAACGACACCAUUCAGUCCCCUCACAGCCACCAUCCUCCCCUCAAUCUCCACGCCCACACCAACAAUCACAGCCACAACGAUCACAACCACAACCCCCCACCCCAGACUCCCCACAGACCUCUACCAAUACAACUCCCAAGGCGACUGCGCACCCCAACCAGCAGGCUACGGCCCUCACCCCACCCCCGACACCCCAGGCGCCUUCUACGACUCCCCCGCCAUCCACUCCUUCGCCUUCCAAGCCCCCAUCCCAAAAUUCCCCACAGCAUACGCCCUCGCCUUCUCCCUCGCCGAAGCCUCAUACAGCGACCGCGGAUACCUCGGCCACUAUGAGCUGGAAGCCUACUCCCCAGACGUCUGCGCCGCACACUGCAACGCCUACGGCAGCGAGCGUACUUCACCUGAUGCGUCGCUCGACCACGAACAAGAGUGCAAGGGUUUCAACAUCUACUUUGAACGCUCGCCUAGUAUUCAUCUGGGACCCGAGUGGAGUGGGAUUUUGAUGUUGUGA
This is a messenger RNA of Pyrenophora tritici-repentis Pt-1C-BFP, 534 nucleotides long. The record is from RefSeq and is a predicted model, not a curated record. Lineage: Eukaryota; Fungi; Ascomycota; Dothideomycetes; Pleosporales; Pleosporaceae.